Messenger RNA from Megalops cyprinoides (Indo-Pacific tarpon), 1987 nucleotides. Its product is annotated as papilin-like. Gene Ontology annotation, molecular function: metalloendopeptidase activity. The transcript has 17 exons. Gene Ontology annotation, biological process: extracellular matrix organization. Gene Ontology annotation, cellular component: extracellular matrix. Lineage: Eukaryota; Metazoa; Chordata; Actinopteri; Elopiformes; Megalopidae. The record is from RefSeq and is a predicted model, not a curated record. Bases 2 to 1987 code for a protein of 661 amino acids.
UAUGAAGACACUGCUGUUUUUGGCCAUGCUGCAGAUGUUGGCUGCUCCAGCAUUCUUUCUGCCUCCUGUUGACUAUUGGGAGGACUGGGGACCAUUUGGGGAGUGCAGUCGCAGCUGUGGGGGUGGGGUGACUAAGAGGAUGCGCAGAUGUGUCACGCAGAGGACAGAUGGAGGAAGCAACUGCAUAGGGCCUGAGAUAUCCUACCGCUCUUGCAACAUCCAGGACUGUCCAAUGGGAUCCAAGGAUUUCCGAGAAGAGCAGUGUGCACGCUUUGAUGGAUUGGACUUCCAAGGGAAACGCUACAGCUGGCUGCCCUACUAUGGAGCAGAGAACCCAUGUGAGCUGAACUGUGUCCCCAGGGGAGAGAACUUCUUCUACCGCCAUCGUCAAGCUGUGGUGGAUGGCACACCCUGUUACCCAGGACAAAAGGAUAUCUGUGUGGAUGGGGCAUGCAAGCGGAUCGGCUGUGACAAUAUACUUGAGUCACCCCUGCAAGAGGACCCCUGCCUGCAGUGUGGGGGGGAUGGACAGUCCUGUUACCUUGUCAAGAACACCUUUACCAUGCGUAACCCACCACACGGAUACCAUCAGAUGUUCCUUAUCCCUGCUGGAGCAACCAUGCUCCACAUCCGAGAGACGGUUGCCACACGCAACUACCUUGCAAUUAGGAAUCAACAUGGAGAGUACUAUCUGAAUGGGCAUGGGGUCGUGGACUAUGCCCGUGGCAUUCCUGGCCCUGGCACCAUGCUGUACUACCAGCGAGGCUUAGAAGGGGACAUGGUCCCCGAAACCAUCAUAGCCCGAGGCCCCACAACUGAGGUGCUUGUUGUAGAGCUAGUGACCCAAGAGCAGAACCUGGGUGUGGAGUUUGAGUACUACCUACCCCAGAGCCACACCCAAGAGCACUACCUGCCCGAAGACCCUGCCCAGAGGGGCUAUACGUGGAGCUUUGGCUCGUGGUCGGCAUGCAGCAGGGAGUGUGGUUCAGGAUACCAGUCGCGUCAUGUGUUCUGUGCUAUUGGCAAUGAAGUGUUCCCAGGUCACAUGUGUGCCUCCCUACCCCGCCCUCACAGCAACCGCACCUGUAAUGUGCAUCCAUGUCAACAGCUGUACAGUUGGAGUUUGGGUACAUGGAGCUCCUGCUCAGCCACAUGUGGAGUGGGCACACAGAGCCGGAGUGUGUGGUGUGUGUCCCAGGAAGUGAUGCACCCCCGUGUAGUCGAGGACUCCUUCUGCACUGCUGCCGGCCCACAACCUGUCAGCCUGCAGGCCUGCAACAUGCUGCCCUGCGCAGAGUACAGCAUCUCUAGUUGGAGUGUGUGUUCAGUGACCUGUGGGGAGGGGCAGCAGACGCGUGAGGUGGUGUGUGUGGGGGGCCGAGGUGAGCGGCUCCAGGACCAAGACUGCAGCUCCCUUCACCGGCCGCACGAUGUCCAGCCUUGCCAGAAGCCUGCCUGCCACCACUUCAUUGCCUGGCAUGUGGGACACUGGAACCUAUGCUCAAGGAGCUGUGGUUCGGGGGUGCGUGAGCGCCAGGUGAUCUGUUCUGAUACGGAGCUCAGCCUGUAUGGAGUGGAGCACUGCAAUGCCACCCCCAAACCACCCACAGUAGAGACUUGCAACACGCAGCCCUGUCACAGCCCACAGAUGGUGCCUAGCGUACAGGACCCCAGAGGCCAUAACCGCAUCUGGCACAGGUUCCUGCCCUAUGUGCCUGGGGAGUACUCUGCAGUCCCCAGGCCAGAGAUCCCAGAGAGACCCCAUGGCCCUAUGGAUGGACCACACUGCACGCGGUCCCACUAUGGCUGCUGCCCUGACAGACACACCCCUGCCAGUGGCCCCCAUGGCCAGGACUGCCCCCAGCCUCUGCAGGCCUGUGCACGCAGCAGGUACGGAUGUUGCCUGGAUGGCGUAACUGCAGCUCAGGGUCCAAACAGGGCAGGAUGUUUGGAAUCAAGACCUUUCUCCAACAAGGCCAGACACUAG